This is a messenger RNA of Aspergillus saccharolyticus JOP 1030-1, 1838 nucleotides long. RefSeq lists its product as uncharacterized. The record is from RefSeq and is a predicted model, not a curated record. NCBI's taxonomy places the organism in Eukaryota, Fungi, Ascomycota, Eurotiomycetes, Eurotiales, Aspergillaceae. The coding region runs from base 153 to 1838 and encodes 561 amino acids. The transcript is spliced from 3 exons.
CUCUUAUCAGUGAAUUAUUUCCCUACCAACUCACCGGACCUAUUCUCCGUCCUCGAAUCUACACCACUUGAUCAUCCCCACAGACCAAUGAUCAUCGCUUGAUCACCCGGAGUUGCAAGUUUCCAGUACCUUAAUCCUGUCCCGCAGCCGGCAUGGAGGCCGCUCCUCUCACUUUGGCUCAUACCCAUGCUCGAAAUGCAGUCCUUGAGACUCGCAAGUCAAACCCAGUAGCAGCCAGCGAGGAACAUGAUCUGGCCGCGGGGGAAUUUGCAACCGCCGCCCAACACAGCUCGGACCGAGAGGCUCUCCGAACCCUCCAGCUACUGGAACAACACCACAAGAGACUGGCGCAGAUUCUCCGAUUCCAGCAUGAGAACCCCUCCAACCCUGCCUCGACAAACCAGCCCGCGUCGGCGGAAGCUGGCACAAGAACCUCGACAGAUGCGCAGCAACAACCCCCUAGACUGUCGGGGCACCCUCGACUACCAUCACGAGAGUCGUCGUCCAUCGUCAGCAACCUAGCAUCGGCUCGUGGCAUUCCCUCACAGCCCCGUCGCUCCUCUCCCGCAUCCCCUACUCUCACGUCUCAGCAAGCGGGGGCGAAGAUGACCGAGGGGCCGGCCAAGAUCCGAACCAGCGAGUCGAGACUGCGCGGGAUGCAAGCCCAGGGGAUGAAAGAGCGGGUGGGCCGUUCAUCGACGUCGAACCAGCCCCGAACCCCGCCCCUACCUAGUCCUACCGAUAUCACCUCACAGCAGUUUGCGCCGUCUAACCCUUCCGAGUCCCAGCAGAGGAACCGGACUGUGGCUGAAGAACCGUUCCAAAAGUUCUAUUCCACGUUUGAAGGGCUGAUCUCCAAGAUAUCGGCGCCCCUUGCGUUCGCCGGCUUGCCGCUGGGCUCCGAUGCGGAAUCUUCCGCCAACCGCAAAUCCGCCCCGGACACUCGCACGGACCGGUACAACGCCAUGUCCGACCGUUCCCACCAUGCCGCAGACCCAGACAUCAACAAGAUCUUCUCCAAAGCGGCCCUCCAGGCGAUCCGCGACACCACCGGCGGAACGCCGGGAAAUCCCGCGGAGUCGUUCUAUGUAGUGCCUACCACUGGUGGAACCGUUUCGUACGCGGGGAUUUUGACGCGAGCCGAGAAGGAGGCCCGCAGGAGCAGCGUCGACGAGGGCGACGAGGACUUCGUGGACGCGCGCGAGACCCCGUCCUCGCCCGAGCUCCGGCAGAGUCUGUCUGAUGUCCGAGGCAGCCAGAGAGGCGCAAGGGGCAACGACAAGCUCGCCAGCCUAAACCCCAAGACCAUGGAGGAGCUGCAAAUGGAGAACCAGGCGUUGCGGCAGCUGUCGGAUACGCUGUCCAAGCGGCUGCAUAUGUGGGAGGUCAACGCACAGUCCUCGUCGAUCGCGUUGCAACAGUCCCUCAAGGCGAUGCAUCCCUCGAACGCCCUUUCUCCGGACCGCGCAGCGCAAGGCUCGGCUGCGAUGUCGCCUGUCGGGGACUUGGCCUCGCCCAGCGAGCCGGACCCGCGCAUCAGGGAGCUGGAGGAGGCCGUUCGGCGCAGCGAGAAGCAGAUGAGACAGAUCGAACGGGAUAACGAGAAGCUGCGGAAUCAUCUCUCGCUUUACCGCGAGAAAUGGAAAGGUCUGGUAUCUAAUGCCAGAACCCGGCGGGCGCCGGGGGGGAAGGCUGCCCAUGGCGGAGCCGCGACGCCGCAGGCUGCAAAUCCCAGUUCGUCGGGAGACCCGGGAGACCAGGGAGACGCAGGUAGUCAGGCCAAAGAUGCUGAGACUGAGAACGACCCUAGCAACGAAGCAGAUGGGAAGGAUGUGUAG